Molecule: messenger RNA, 393 nt
Organism: Hydatigera taeniaeformis
Lineage: Eukaryota; Metazoa; Platyhelminthes; Cestoda; Cyclophyllidea; Taeniidae
Source: the annotation of a GenBank genome assembly
AUGGAACCUCGAAGUGGAUACUGUUCCAUCGACAGUGGAGGCUUGGAAACAUGUCAACCAGAUCAAGUAACCGCAGUGAGGGGACUGUUGAAGUCCACCGAAAGUGUGGGCCACCUCCGACGCAACGCCAUACUGCACAGCAAUUUGGAUACUGAGGAGGCAUUAAAUUACGGCCUCUACCUGCCACCACAGGGUAGCAAGAAGGGCAAAUUUUUGGAGGAUGAGCGUCCCAUCGCCGACUAUCCUGUGCUCUUGCAAAGCAACGGUCAUCGCAGUCGCAACACCGAUGACUCCUCCUCUGUCUCAUCCGCCACCGCCACCUUCAACAAUGGAUUGCACAACAGUCCCGACUCCGGAGUCGGUCAAGAUCCCUGUUGGCUGGAGGCGAGCUGA